AUGGUUUGGAACGAGUGGUGGCCUCACGACCCAGUGCCUAAGUCACGAGUUACAGAUCCAUACGUAGUGAGACCGACGCCUCAGCAGGUACAAACUAUCCCUGGUGUGACGGUUCGCAUAAAGGAACAAGUAAGUUGCCGAGCAACUAGUCAAUGUGUGUUUGUAAACGAACCACCGGAUCACAAGAUUAAAAUAACAAUUUAUGUAGAGUUUAAGCCUGUGAUGUACGUCCCACAGAGUAAAAGCAAAGCGCUGCUGUGCGGAUGUAAAUUUUCGGGAAAUAGACCCCUGUGUGACGGCUCGCACCUGUGGGUCAAGGCGCGCAGAAGCAUGGCGAAAGCAGCAGUUGGCACAUUCGGGUUCUUCUUCACGAUGGGAGUGUUCACGACCUGGAUUUUCCACCCAUAA
Molecule: messenger RNA, 408 nt
Organism: Theileria orientalis strain Shintoku
Lineage: Eukaryota; Apicomplexa; Aconoidasida; Piroplasmida; Theileriidae
Exons: 2
Coding region: 1-408 (135 amino acids)
Cellular component (GO): intracellular membrane-bounded organelle
Molecular function (GO): 2 iron, 2 sulfur cluster binding
Source: RefSeq, a predicted model, not a curated record